This is a messenger RNA of Paramecium pentaurelia, 1972 nucleotides long. The record is from the annotation of a GenBank genome assembly. Lineage: Eukaryota; Ciliophora; Oligohymenophorea; Peniculida; Parameciidae.
AUGAUGUAAUUUAAGAGUUUAGAAGAGCAAAUACAAUAUUAAGAAAAGAAUAUAGAAUAUUUGUAACAAUAAAAUUUUGAUUUGCAAAACCAAAUUUCACAAUUCUCUUAAUUUUAAUAGUUAGGAAUUACUAUUGAUGCAUUUUAGUCUUUGUAAAAUAAUAGUAAAGAAUAAUUACAACAAAUUAAAUAAUUACAAAAGGAGAAUAAAAAUUUACUUAAAUAGAUUCAAAACAAUCAAGUGAAAUAUUAUGAUAAAACAUUGUCGAAUUUAUAAUAAGAAAAUGUGAAAUUGAAGAAUGAAAUUAGAUAACUACGUCAAAGGAUAUCAUCACCUUCCAAACUUGAUAAAUCAAUUAUUUAGUAUAGUACACCAUAAAAACAAUUAAAUCCUAGUGCUAUUCUUAAGUCUACAAAAGAUCAUCCAAAAGAUGUUUCUAGUUUACUAUUUAUUAAAGGUUCUUAAAAUUUCAAAUCUCCAUUUGUAGAUAUUAUAAAAGGAAAAUAUGAAAAUGUUAAAGUAAUCAAAUAACUUAAAUCAGGAUUAGAAUAAUCAUAUUUUGAUACAUAUCAUUUUGAUGUCAUAAGUCAAGAUCUCUAAUAUAUUCUUCAAUAAUUAGAUAGAUAACAUAGUAUACAUUAAGGUAAAGGACUUCUAUUAUCUAAUUAAUUAUGUUUGAUUUAUGGAGCAUCAAGGACAAAUAAAAAGCAUUUCCUAAUCUAAUAUUUAGAUACUUUAAUAAGUCAAAUAAAACAACAAUUUGAAAUCUUUUAAUAAAAUGAAGAUUAUAAAUAAUUAACAGUAAAAAUAAUAUAUGAAGAAUUCUUUAAUGGCUAAUCUAAACAUCCUAGUGAUAAUGAAAUACUUAUUAACAAAGAAAAAAGUAAAAAAGAUAAUGAAAGCAAAGUAAGAGAGAUUGAAUUAUCAAUUUCUAAAUUGAGAUUAAUAAUUCUUAACAAACUUAAAAUGACAAUAAAGGACAAUAGUAAGAAAUAUGUUAAAAUAAGAAAACUUUAUAUUGAAACUGAAUUAUAAUUUAACAAAGAAACUCAAGUAAAAAAGUUUAUUGUAUUUACAUCAAAUGCAAAUUUAAAUUAAAAAUAAUUUUAAAAUGCUGAAGAAGGUUUAAAUGAAUCUUUAGCUAUGAAGGAUAAAGGAAAGGAAUUAACAUAAAUAUUAAGAUGGCCAUAAUUGUAAAUUUCUAUGGUAUUAUGCAUUCAUCCUACAAUUCCAGAUUACGCUUUGACAAUUAAUACUUUUUAAUUAUGUAAAUUUAUUAGGAAUUUGAAAUUAGUAUCAGAUUCUCCUUAAAGUUCUGAUAAAUUUUAAUAAAUUUUAGAAAACAAUAAUGUAUAAUAUUAUUUUAUAUUAAUAGAAAUAACUUGAACAAAAGAUAAAACAAUUAAGAGAAAAAAUAAAGAAUUUAGAAUCUGAAAAUUAUAGAGUUAAAAAGUAAAGUUUAAUUUUAGAAGCAGAAAAUGAGGAAGCUGUUGAUAAAAAUAGGAGAUUGAAAUAAUAAUUAGCAAAUCUAACAGGUUAGCUGUAAUAAUUGCAAAUGAAUUUUUAACAAUAGAUUUCAGCUAAGAAAUCAUUAACUUUGUCUAAAACUAAAAGUGCUGUUGUAGCUGAUAAUAAAACUAUAUAGACUCUUGAAAAGGCAGCCAGAAGCAUAUCUGUUUUAUUGUCUUAAAAUAGCAAGACAGAUUUGAGUGUUAGUCCUUCAAAAGUUUAAAAGACACUACCUUCAGAUUUACUUCUGGUAUUAUUAUAAGAGUUAUAAAUUAUAGCCUAAUUUUUAAGAGAAUCCUGAUGAUGAAGAGGAUUAUUAAGAAGAAGGAGAGGAUGGAUAAGAAGAUGAAGAUUAAAUGGAUGAAGAGGAAGCAAAUUCAGAAGAGCCAUCUGAAGAGGAUGAAUCAGAAGGAUAAGAUAUUUAAUAACCUAGAAAAGAGUCAUCAAUAUCUAUGAUAUGAAG